Nannizzia gypsea CBS 118893 is the source of this 552-nucleotide messenger RNA. RefSeq lists its product as hypothetical. Bases 1 to 552 code for a protein of 183 amino acids. Lineage: Eukaryota; Fungi; Ascomycota; Eurotiomycetes; Onygenales; Arthrodermataceae. The transcript is spliced from 2 exons. The record is from RefSeq and is a predicted model, not a curated record.
AUGACUUCUUACGUCUCUGCAAGUCAGGCGUAUGAGCGCGAAAGAACACCUACCAACGAUACCUAUUCCAAUACCUCCUCUAGUGAGUGGUCUGGUAGAUAUAGAGGGGCUACUGUCGAAGACCUUGACCCACCACCUGCGCUCUCUACAUCCCCUCAUGAUCUCAUCUCUUCCGCCCUACUUUCGGCAUAUGAGCGCGACUACACUCACUUGACUGUGAUAUCAUCAGAUUCUCGCUCGCUUCUGGGUUAUCUCUCUAUACCACGGCUGAAGUCGCUAUUAAAAUCGGGUGUAGUGUCCGAAUCUGACCCAGUUGAGAAGGCGAUGCAGAAAUUUCGACGGAAAGGCCAUGUUUACCAAGUUAUAACUAUGGAUACGCCUCUUGAAGAACUGGAAAAGUUUUUUGAUGGCAAGCUACAUCCAACUGCUGAGAAUGGUAAAGAGGCUCAAAGACAAGAUUUUGCAGUGGUGACUGAUGCUAGUCGAAAAUUUGUUCUCGGCGUUGCCACUAGAGAGGAUUUGGAGCAGUUUGUUAAACGACGACCGACCUGA